Messenger RNA from Diospyros lotus (date-plum), 642 nucleotides. RefSeq lists its product as uncharacterized. Lineage: Eukaryota; Viridiplantae; Streptophyta; Magnoliopsida; Ericales; Ebenaceae. Bases 1 to 642 code for a protein of 213 amino acids. The record is from RefSeq and is a predicted model, not a curated record. The transcript is spliced from 2 exons.
AUGGCUUUAUUAAGUGAGCAGAUUGGGUCUGGUCCUCCAAGGUUUGAUGGUAACAACUACCAUUUAUGGGCUUUCAGGAUGGAAGCAUAUCUCGAACCCCUCAAUCUAUGGGAAGUAGUGGAGCUUGAUUCUAAUCCACCUCCUCUACCUGCAAAUCCUACUCUCAAUCAAAUUAAAAUUCAUGAUGAGGCAAAGCAAAGGAAACCAAAAGCUUUGACCUGCAUUCACCAGGCUGUCUUUGAGGCAGUUUUCACAAGAAUUAUCAAUAUUAAGUUUCCAAAGGAAGUGUGGGACAAACUGAAGCUGGAAUUUGAAGGCAACGACAGAGUGAAGUCUGUCAAUUUAAGAACUUUUAGGAGGGAAUUUGAUCUCAUGAAAAUGAAGGAAGGAGAAAGUGUUAAAGAAUAUACUUCCAGGUUACUUGAUGUGGCAAACAAGAUCAGAUUUUUGGGCCAAGAUUUUUCAGAUGAAAAUAUUAUUGAAAAAAUCCUUGCCAGCCUACCAAUGAAGUAUGAAUCAAAGAUUUCAGCCAUUGAAGAGUCUAUUGAUCCCAAGACUCUUGGAAUUUCAGAACUGAUGAGUAGGCUCUAUGCCUUUGAAAAAAGGCUAAGCAUUAGAAAUGAAGAAGAUGAUGUCGAAUGA